GACUGGCCCAGUGCCCGAGCGCUAGAGAUGGCCGGGCCCCUGCUGUUUCUCUCCCUCAUAUUCCUGCCUCCGCCACUCUCAGGUCAAUUUCAUGUGACAUCUCCAAACAAACAACUUGUAGCAGAGCUGGGAUCCAAUGUUUCCUUGCCCUGUACCCUAUCACCCCCUCUCAGUGCUGAUGGGUUGGAGGUGCGCUGGUUCCACACUAUCUACAGCCCACAUGUCUAUUUGCUAAAAGAUGGAAAGGAGGAUAAAGAGCAACAGCGAGCAGAGUACAAUGGGAGGGUUUCCCUACUUAAAGGACCCGAGUCUGGAGAUCUAACACUUUCCCUGCACAAAGUACAGCUUUCUGAUGCUAACAACUAUGUUUGUUUUGUGGAGAACAAAACCAGUGGUGUCUAUGAAGAGGCAUUUAUUCAGCUUGAUGUUGUGGGUGAAGGCUCUCUCCCUACCUUGGAUAUCUCCUUGCAGGACAGCUCAGUUUUGCUCUCAUUUUCUUCCUCGGGUUGGUACCCUAAACCCCAGAUGCAGUGGGAGAAGAGUGAAGGAGUUUCCAUUGCUCCCAAUUCAGUGGCCUAUCUUAAUCAAAGUGAUGGUCUAUUUAGGGUAGAAAGCAGCAUUCUCCUCAAAGGUCCCUAUACAGAUCCUCUGUACUGUAGAGCCAGACAUCCCAUUACUGGAAGAGAUACAGGCAUCUUCUUAAGAAUCUCAGGGGACCUGUUUCCUCACGUCUCUCCUUGGGCCUAUGCUUUUGUCAGUGUUUUCAUACUCAUGCUAGCAGGAGUGGGUGUUGCAAUUCUUUGUGCUCGCAGACUAUUAAAUGAGAAAGAGAUGCUGACUAGUAAAGUUGCUCAUCUGUCCUCUGAAAUGGACUGGAGAAAGGCUGUUAUGCAACCAGUUUAUUUCAUGUUCAACCCAGAUAUUACCCACCCAGAGCUGUCAGUCUCUACUGAUUGCCUAUCGCUGUAUAACAAGCCACCUGUCAGUCCUCCAAGAAUGAAUAAAGUCCGCUUCGAGACAGAGCGCUGCUGUCUGGGAGACUAUACCUUCUCUUCAGGGGCUCAUUACUGGGAGGUCGAAUUAAUACAAGGAGAAGAGUGGGCAGUGGGAGUGGCCUCUCCAAAAGUACAAAGGAAAGGAGCAGCUUAUAUGUUUGGCCCCCAGGAAAAAAUCUGGUGUGUGUGUCGCUUUGUUGAAACUUUUAAGGCUUUGGACAAUACAGAGUACAAUCUUGAUGUGACAGCUGACAUUUUUAAAAGAGUAGGAGUCUACCUGAAUCUCACCAAACACACGGUUUCUUUCUAUGACCCCACUACCUGGAAGCACCUCUAUACUUUUAGUGAUGUGUCCCAAACAGUCCAACCAUUUUUCUGGCUGGGCACAAGGGGUGGAGAAGUUAGACUAAGAAAGCAGAUCAGUGAAAGGGUGGAAAGCAGAAAAGAUGUGGAAGAGAUGACAGAGCAGGCUGGUCUAUUAGAAAAUGUAUCUUUAUAAGCACAAAUAUACCACAAUUCAUCAUUGUACAGAACAAAUGCAGUUUUUUGUACUUUGCCUUCUGGUCUUUCCAAAUUUGUCAAAAUGGAGCACAGAGACAUGUGGAUACCCCCACAAAUACAGUGCUAACUGCAUUCAUCAGAAAUGUUUAGGUCAGGGAUGAGGAAGGGGGAAGGCACGUAGUUAGGCCCCCUACUUGUCAACCAUUUGUGCAUCAUUCAGACAUGGGAGCUGCAGAAGACACAGACCACAUGGGACCCUGGGUGUGAGUGGAAGGGGGGGGGGGCAUGGGUAUGUGUGGUAUGUGGAGCAUAGUGGGGAGAUUCUGCGUUUAUUGUGUUCCCCUUCCUGUGGGUAUUUGUAGCCUGUGGGAUAUAGUUAUGCAUCUGUGCACUUUCCCCAUCUCUGUUUUCCACCCCAUGCACUCUCUGUUCUCCCACAUUGUUUCUCAUCCCUUACUUUUCUUUCUUUCUGGCACUGCUGUGCUCAUGAGAUGUGGCUGGCCAGCAGUGUCUGCUGCCAGUGUGACAGAAUUGGCUAUGGGCAGGUAGGAGGGAAACGGAAUCUGGCAGACAGACAGAUGGGUGUGGAAGUGGUGGGUGGUCAUUGCUGCAGUGGAUUGGCGGUGAAAAAGAAGUAGUAAGUUGGGAAGAGGAGAUAAAACGUUUAUAUAAGUCUGCUUGUCUUUUUAAGAUUAAAAGGAUGCAUUCUAAAGUCAGAACGCUCCAUUUCUGGAUAUAAUGUAUAAUGCACUUUGUAAAAUUUAUAAUGCACUUACUGUAAAAUAUACAGCUCAUGGAACUUCAAGGUGACUUUAAUAUCCUCAUAAUUUACAACAGGGAGUACAUUAUUUAUUAUAAUACACAAGUUUCAGUGUUUCAUGUGACAAAUGACAUCACUAAGCACUGUUUUAACAGAAUAUUCAUGCCUCUAAUUAUACAGUAACUGUGGUGUAAUUUCUGUCAUAUUACUCACUAAAUCUUGUAUAUUAUAAUAAAUAAAUAUAAGCAUAUUAGAACUCACCUCGGAGUUCCAUGACUUGUAUAAAAGAACUUGGCCUUUGGCCUUGUGCUUUUAUAUGGAACUCCUCAAUGACUUAUAAUAUCCCUAUAUUUUACAACAGGGGGUACUUUAUUUAUUAUAAUAUACAAGUUUUAGUGAAUCAUGGGACAAAUUACAUCACUAAGCUCCAAUUAUAACUUACGACAUCACUAAGUACCGUUUAUAAGAAUAUAAUUUACAGUUUGUUCCCAUAGGGGAAUGACUGUAGAUUAUAAGGAUAUAAAGGAUCCAUUGGUUACGUUUUCUUAAGAAUAUAUAUUUAUGCCUUAGAAGAAACCACAUUAAAUUGUGCAAAAGUGUUUUUAUAUGAAAUUACGAUUUUAUAUGUAAAGUUACUUUUCUUAUUGUUUUAAUAAAGUAUUUUUAUGAUGCUGCUCUGUAUAUA
Molecule: messenger RNA, 2941 nt
Organism: Xenopus tropicalis (tropical clawed frog)
Lineage: Eukaryota; Metazoa; Chordata; Amphibia; Anura; Pipidae
Product: butyrophilin subfamily 2 member A2
Exons: 8
Coding region: 28-1494 (488 amino acids)
Biological process (GO): regulation of leukocyte cell-cell adhesion; regulation of T cell activation
Cellular component (GO): membrane
Source: RefSeq, a predicted model, not a curated record